Messenger RNA from Blumeria graminis f. sp. triticale, 147 nucleotides. NCBI's taxonomy places the organism in Eukaryota, Fungi, Ascomycota, Leotiomycetes, Helotiales, Erysiphaceae. The record is from the annotation of a GenBank genome assembly.
GUCGAAUUGAAGUUCCAGCCACCGAAAUCAUGGAACGUCCGUACGCCUAGCGCCACGCUCAUUGACAAAGUCCGGGCAUUAACCAACGACACCAGGAGUAAGCAUGAGCGGGAUACGGCAGAGAGAGAGACAUUGGAACAAAUGUAG